CGUUGGUGAGUUGGGUGAUGGUGAUAGAAAUGAUGUAGUUCGUCACCCCCUGGCUAGGUGCACGUUGAACCCACCAUCUCUUCCCACUCCCCGUUGUCCAUUCAUCUCUCUUCCUUCCACAUUCAACUCCCUCUCCUUUGUCUCCUUCCAUUAUCUAAAAUCUAUGGUUUCUACCUCUGUUGUCUAUUGGUAGUUCAGGAUUCUAUCGGUUGACGGUUGUUUGGGGUUUCAUUUUGAUCCGUAAUUGAACCAAAUUGAGAUCCGAAUUCCAGAAAUCGGGGUGAAUUGCAGGAAGAAAUAAUGGAUUCCGAUGUAAAGAGUGAUUCAACGGUUGUCGUUGAGGAAGAUGCGAAUCAAAGGAAUGGAAAUCAUGUGAAUGUCAAUGAUAAUUUGCUUGAUUCCGAUCGAUUCAUUUCUAACACUGAACGAGUGGAGGUGGGGGUGGAUGAGGUUGCAGAUGUCGUUGCGGUUGCAGAUUCCGAUGCGGAUGUGGUGGCGGUUGCGGUGGAUACUAAUCAUCAACCUUCUCCUCCGCCGACGAAGGGAUUUGGGUUAAAGAAGUGGAGAAGAAUUCGAAGAAACGAUCGCGUGACAAAGGAAACCGAAUCGGAAUCGGAAAGGGAAAAGGAUUACGAAUCAGAUUCAGCAACUGGUAGAAUAUUGAAGAGGGUUUUGAAUACGAAUGAGAAUGAUGGGUCAAUUAUCUUCAAUGCCGGUGCAGCAGAUUCUGAUAACAGUGAAGAUAGCCAUAGCCAUAGCCGUAGAAGUAGCAGCAAGUCAUCCACCGCGGCCAGUUACCCAAAGAUCCCUGUUAAACCUUCAAAGAAUGUUCUUCCAAACAAGUUGAAUCUUCAUUCCGAUCCCAGUAAGAAAGCCAGAGCUCCUUUAGACUUGGAAUUGGACAAGGAUAAUUCCCCACUUUCUAGCAUGGAAUCUGAUUCCAGAAGCUCGUUUCCUAAUCCCCAACACCCACCACCACAUCUACCCUCUCAUCAACAAGAAUCACCUGCUGUUAUUGGAACUAAGGAAGAAGACGAUCCCCUUGUCCGCUCUAUCUUGAUGCUCCAAUCUGCCCAACUUGCUCUUCAAGCAGAAGUUCAGAAAUUCGGGGAGAUAGGCAAGGGAAUUCGUUCGUUGUGCGAUGACUCGGACAAGACUAAUGGUUUUCCUGUCCAAUCUGUUGUUAAUGAUCCCUUGUGUAAUACGGAUCGUGCUUCUGAUGAUUUUAGUGAAUUUAGUCAUGCAUACUUGAGCAAGAUUGUCCAAACACUUGAAAAACAGCUGAAUGAAGCUGAAAAUAGUCUCAAGGAUAAGGAACUGAGGAUUUCUGAACUAGAAACAACUAUGAGAAAUACGGACCCACCUCAAGAACGUUUAAGCAACGCCAUGGAACAGCAGUACAAAAGAAGCAUAGAGAUGGAAGCUGCGUUGCACGACCUCUUUAAGCAAAAACUUGAAGUUGAAGUUCAGUCUCUUGUUAUAGCAAGAUCUUACAAGGACUUGAGCGUUUCGGUAGAAAAUCAGUCUCCAAGAAUGAUGGAGAAUGGAGAAAACAAGGCUGCCAUGCUACAAACGCAAGCUGAGAAGUCGGACACAUUGGAUUCCAGUAUUCAGAAGAUGAAGAUAGGGGUAGUUAAGUUUACUAAAUGCCUUGUUAUACAGUUGGUUUUGCUGGUGUUAGUAUUUGCGGUGUUUUUCUUGAAGUUAGUACCCGAAUCGGAGGUUGUUGUACCGACCUAGUUUGCGCUGUAUAAGUAGUUAGGUGAUUUCCCUUCUGAUCUUGCAUUUCUGGGUUGAAGCAAGAUUGAUGGGUUAGUUUUCUUUUCCUGUUUUUUUAUUUUUACUAUUUUUCUUUUGUUGAUAGGUCUUAUUGAAAGGUAUAGAAAGAUCAGAAUCUGUAUUUUGCUUUGUA
This is a messenger RNA of Spinacia oleracea (spinach), 1912 nucleotides long. RefSeq lists its product as uncharacterized. The record is from RefSeq and is a predicted model, not a curated record. The transcript has 2 exons. NCBI's taxonomy places the organism in Eukaryota, Viridiplantae, Streptophyta, Magnoliopsida, Caryophyllales, Amaranthaceae. The coding region runs from base 301 to 1740 and encodes 479 amino acids.